UCCAACUCGAAACAUUUUCCAUUCUCUCCUUCUGCCUACCAAAAUACCUGCCCACUGCUUCUCCAACGCACUGUACAUAGCCAAAACCCACCGCUUCGAUCAAUCGGCCCGGACCUGGCCCAUCGUCCAUCCGCCUCCUAUCUGGCCCAUCUCUAAAAGCAAGCACCACACUCGGGCCUCGCCCCGGCUCGACGCCUCCGCACGCCCUCUAAUGCCGCCGCCGCCCUCACGACCAUAAUGCCCGCCUCCUCAUCUUUCAAUCCCCUCCGCUUUGCCAAGCGCAAACUGCAGCCCUACGACCCCCUCCCCGGCGGCAACUCGUACGCCGACGAAGCCCAUGACGAAUACGACCUAGAGAAGCACUCACCGCUCGACGGCCUGCACUACGAAGACACGGUCGACGACCCGUUCCCCGCACACAGCAGCUCGGGCGUGCUGCAGCCGCUGAGCCAGAAACCCCCGACAUCGCAGUACCGCCAGCGCUCCAACAGCCGCGUCCGCAAGGCCAGCAUGUCCAUAAACACAAACGUCUACCCGCACGCGCACCGCGUGAGCCGCCGCCGCUUCAGCCGCUGGUUCGCGCUGGCGCUGGGCGGCGCCGUCGUCUUUUUCAUCGUGCUGCUGAGCGCGCAGGGCCGCCGCAGCCACCUGGCCAUUGAGACGGGAUUGAUGCGCGAGCCGGACCCGCCCGCGCCCUGGGAGGCUUUCCCCUUCCUGCAGCGCUACCAUGGCGGCAUCCGCACCCUCGUGCCCCGCAGCGAGAACAAACCUGAAUACCCGGGCGAGGGCUUCAAUGUCUCGGAGCUGCUGGGCUACAAGAAGGACCCGGCGGAGAAGGAGAAGCGCGAUGCCACUGAGGCGCUCGAGGACGAGCGCACAAAGGACCACCACCUCCCGGCCAUGCAGGUGUUUAGUCCCUACCCUGCCUACGCUUCUGACGCCUACAAGAAGGACUACACCACCGUCAAGACGUGCUACCUAGACGACAAGCGCACCCAGCGCGUCCCGCAGCUGCGAGUGUACCCCGGAGUGGUGCAGGGCACGCCCGACCACGUCCUGGGCUCGUACGAGAUCUUUGGUCUGCGCAACGACGUCUGCUUCGACCGCUUCGGGCGCCUAGGCCCGUACGGCCUGGGCUACAGCCGCAAGAUGGGCGGCAGCGGCGCCGCCAUGGAAGGCGACCGCGAGGGCGCCGAGCAGGUCUGGAAGGACGACCCGGAGGUCGACUACCGCGAGGUGCACUGGGCGGACGUGCAGGAGCGUUGCGCCAGGGACAACGCGCACCGCUUCAAGCCCGCGCCGCAGACGGUUCCCCAUGGCUCGAACCACUUCUACUUUGCCAUGGACGGGACUGCAAGUGGGAACUGGAAGGCGUCGAUGCCGAUGCCGGAGAAGGUCGAGAAACGAGAUGGCGAAGCGACGACGAAGAGCAAGAAAUCAGAGACCGAAGAUUCGGGCGAAGCCAUGCCGGUUCGCGUGGUUGACUCUUCAAAGGGUGCAUCUUUAAGCACUGUCGAACCCCCCUCAGCCAGGAAGCUCCUCCCGCGCAAUGCGGUCAUUAUCCGCACUUGGCACGACUUCCACUACGAUGACGAGGAUCUCUUCUACUUGCGUGCCCUCGUCACUGAGCUCUCCGUCAACAGCGGCGGAGAGUACACGGUGCACUUCCUGAUCCACGUCAAGGACAACAACUUGCCCAUCUGGUCCGACGAAGGCACUUACCAGCGCGUGCUGAACGACUCUCUUCCCGAGGAGUUCCGUGGCAUGGGCACGCUCUGGACGGAACGGCAGAUGGAGCUGCUGUACGGCGGCAUGGACGACAGCCACUACCGCGACCUGCCGGUGUACGGGGCGUACCGCAGCACGAUGCUGCCGGUGCAGCACUUUGCGCACAUGCACCCGGAGUUCGACUUCUUCUGGCACUGGGAAAUGGACGUGCGGUACACGGGGCACUUUUACGAGCUGUUUGACAAGGUGGGGGCGUGGGCGCGCAAGCAGCCGCGCAAGGGCCUGUGGGAGCGCAACGCGCGCUUCUACGUGCCGCGCGAGCACGGCGACUGGGAGGACUUCAAGCACAUGGUGCGCGUGCAGACGGAGCACGGCACCUCGAGCAAGAACAACAUCUGGGCGGCUAUGGAGAACAACCCCGAUGUGCCGGACGAGGUGAAGGCGCAGGCGGUGCCGCGGGCCGAGAAGCCCAUCUGGGGCCCCGAGCGCUCCGAGGACGACGAAAUGGACACGGACGGCGACCCGGAGCCGCCGCGGGCGUACGCCGACGACAAGUUCGAGUGGGGCGUAGGCGAGGACGCGGACCUCAUCACCUUCAACCCGCUCUUCGACCCCACGGGCACCAACUGGAUCCUCGCGGGCGACGUGACGGGGUACAACACGAGCCGGACGCUGCCGCCGCGGCGCACGGCCAUCAUCACGGCCGGCCGCCUGUCGCGCCGCCUGCUCGAGACGAUGCACCGCGAGACGGCAGUGCGGCGGCGCACCAUGUUCAGCGAGAUGUGGCCGGCGUCGGUAGCGCUGCAGCACGGGCUCAAGGCCGUGUACGCGCCGCACCCGGUGUUCAUCGACCGCGCGUGGCCGACGGACUACCUGGCGGCGAUUUUCAACGGGGGGCGCAACGGCGCGGCGGGGGGCGCGCGCACGUCGGUGUUUUCGGAUGAGCGCCAGCAUAAUUUUAGGGGCACCACGUGGUAUUAUAACAGUGGUGCGGCGCCGAAUCUGUGGUUGAGGUGGCUGGGCUACGUCGUUGAUAAUGAUGGGGGCGAGGAGGACGAGGUUUGGGGUGAGGGGCGGAUGUGUUUGCCCCCGGUGCUGCUGCAUCCGGUUAAGCAUGUCGAUUUGGUGUUUGCGCAUGAGGAGGGGGAGGUGUAGGUAGUAGUGUGUGGGGUUGGUGGGUUGGUGGUGUUGUGUACCAGCAGCGUCAACUUCAACAUCGGCAUCAACAUCAGCGUCUCCAUCUUCAUCUCAUCCGUCUACAUAGCUCGCGAACGCGUUUUCUUUCUUUCUUCAUUCUUCUUUUAGUUGGUUGGGUAAUACUCGAAUUGCAUACACCAAAAAACAGACGGGCGGACAGGCUUUGGCGCUUUGGCUUUGGCUUUUCACUUCUCCAUUCACUUGUCCUUUGGGGUUCUUUUUCUUUCUUUUGCAUGUGCGCGUGCGUGGGACAUGAAAACAAAAAUAGAAAUAAAUAAAAUAACAUAACAUAAAUCUAUAUAACUCAACCCAACUCUCACCCCUCUUAUCCACCCCACCCAAACACAACCCAAUCCAUACGAAAUCGAAACUCCAACACGACCA
This is a messenger RNA of Aplosporella prunicola CBS 121167, 3309 nucleotides long. RefSeq lists its product as uncharacterized. The transcript has a single exon. The record is from RefSeq and is a predicted model, not a curated record. NCBI's taxonomy places the organism in Eukaryota, Fungi, Ascomycota, Dothideomycetes, Botryosphaeriales, Aplosporellaceae. The coding region runs from base 238 to 2883 and encodes 881 amino acids.